Molecule: messenger RNA, 801 nt
Organism: Plectropomus leopardus (leopard coralgrouper)
Lineage: Eukaryota; Metazoa; Chordata; Actinopteri; Perciformes; Serranidae
Product: olfactory receptor 2AT4-like
Biological process (GO): G protein-coupled receptor signaling pathway; detection of chemical stimulus involved in sensory perception of smell
Cellular component (GO): membrane
Molecular function (GO): olfactory receptor activity; G protein-coupled receptor activity; odorant binding
Source: RefSeq, a predicted model, not a curated record
AUUGUGAGUCUUGUCUGCAUUCACCAAUCCCUCCAUAAGCCCAUGUACAUUUUCAUCGCUGCUUUGUCGAUUAACUCUGUCCUCUUCAGCACCAACAUCUACCCAAAGCUUCUGAUUGACUUUUUAUCUGAAAAACAGGUCAUAACAUAUCAAGUGUGUUAUUUUCAGGGUGCAGUAUAUUACACUCUGAUGUACUCUGAGUUUGCCUUGUUGGCAGCCAUGGCCUAUGACAGGUAUGUGGCUAUAUGUAAACCUCUGCAAUAUGCGACUGUCAUGAGGAAAGCAACAGUCGGUGUCUUCCUGGUUUUAUCGUGGCUCGUUCCAGCUUGUGAGACGACAGGAGCAGUUGUCCUAAAUGCUAAUAGCAGACUCUGUCGCUUUACUUUAAGAGGGAUUUUUUGUAACAACACAAUUAAUUAUCUUUAUUGUGUGCAAUCAAAAGCACUAUCUCUGUACGGUAUGGUCAUGUUGUUCAAUGUCGCCGUUCUCCCUGUACUGUUUAUACUUUUUACAUACACAAGGAUCCUUAUAAUCUCAUAUCGCAGUAAUAGAGAAGUGAGGACCAAAGCUGCACAUACCUGUGUGCCUCACCUGCUGGUUUUAACAAGCUUUUCCUGUUUUGUUGCUUAUGAUGUCAUUGUGGUUCGAAUAGGAUCAGAUAUUCCAAAAACAGCACGUUUGAUAAUGACUUUACAAGUGGUUUUGUAUCAUCCUCUCUUUAAUCCAAUUAUAUACGGACUGAAAAUGAAGGAAAUUUCUAAACACAUCGAGAAGUUGUUGUGUCAGGUCAAAUCACCCUAA